AUGCCGCCCAAGGGUCAGAACGCACGCGACACGAGUCGCAAGGGCGCAGUGGAAACUCCUGCCGCGACGCCUGCAAAAAAGAGAGGUCGCCCAGCCAAAUCCCAGACAAGCGCUAGUCAAUCAACCCCAAUCGCAUCCGAGCCUCCAAAGAAACGCGGUAGGCCCUCCAAAGUGACCGCUGAAGAUGUCGCCGUGCUCCCAGACGCGUCCGAGCCGACAAAACGCGGUAGAGGUCGCAAGCUAGACACGUCCAAGUCGGCUACUCUAGCUGCAACGCCUAACAAGGCUAAGAGUAAAGGUACUAAGGGCAAUAUAGAAGCUGUUGCCAAUAUAGUAGAACCAACUCCACGAAGGCGUGGCCGCCCCCCUAAAGCAAGCGGCCUAGACCUAAAGCGUGUCGUAGGCACUACUCGUGUAGGUAAGCGCCAGGCUGCUCAACACAGGACGACUAGGUCGGCCACCACCACCACCACCACCGCCUCUAAGUUGCGUACCCGUCUUCCACCAGCCAGCAAGGUGUUUAAAGAAGAGCCUGCUCCGCCGCCAGCUAGACGAGGGCGACCACCCAAGAAUGCAGCACAAGCCCCUGUUGUUCCUCUUGCGAAGAAGAAGACGCCCAGAGGUCGCAAGGCUGCCGAGGUGCCAGUCGCAAAGCCUACAAAGCCUUUGGCGCCCCGCAAGAUGCGUGGUCACACUGUGCGCCAGAUCCCCGACAGAUACAUUGUCCAAGUCGACCAGCUCUUGCAUAACCUAAUGCAGGCCGAUAUAGAUACCGCGUCUAAGAAGCAGGUACAGGAAGAGGAGGCAAACCACGCACACGAUAUAGAGGUUGAGGCUGACGUCGAGGAUAAUGUCGAUGAAGAGAACAUGGUGCCAACUAGCGCUACUAUUGAGGGCCAGGGCUUAGAAGACGCUCCACUAGACGCAGGUGCUGAAUCCGAAUCCGGCCACCAGCACUCGGAUGGCGUGGCAGAUAACUUGGGGCAAAGUGAACCUACCUCUGACCAGAGUACGGAGCAAGAGCAGUCCGAGUUGAAUGGCGACUUUGAGUAUCCUCCCAGCCACGACGAAGAUGGUAUCCUUGUUCCCCAACAGGAAAUUGAUGUGCUAGAUGAGGGGUAUGCAAAUGGUGCCUAA
This is a messenger RNA of Bipolaris maydis ATCC 48331, 1137 nucleotides long. RefSeq lists its product as uncharacterized. Lineage: Eukaryota; Fungi; Ascomycota; Dothideomycetes; Pleosporales; Pleosporaceae. Gene Ontology annotation, molecular function: DNA binding. The record is from RefSeq and is a predicted model, not a curated record.